AUGGGGCCCAGCCCCAGCCUCAAUCUAGGAGCGGAUUCUGUGCCAGAUAUUACUGCAAAAAUUGCUGUGAAGGAAGACGGCACACUUAUCUCCACUAUCCGCGACCUCCGCCGGUUUUUUCUCCCUAUUCCACCGGCAAGCAUCUCCUCCGGCCGCCAAGGAGUCACCGAUGGGUUUAAUGACCAAAAUGCCCUCCCCCACCGCGGCGCAUGUGAGCGUGGCGAGAAACGCAACGAAGGAGACUGCGGCGAAGGCCGGGUGGUCCGGCUUCCAAAAAUUGCUCAGCCCCAUGAAAAUGAUCUGCAGCGGCAACGGCACCAGUACCGUGGCUGCCAGGGUGUAAAUGCGCGUCCUCAGCCCUUUGUUGAUCACCAAAGACAAAACCUUCCAGCACGAAAACAAAAACCAGAGCGAGUACGCAGCCCCAAACGAACCGAACAUGAUGGUGUUCAACAAAGGGUACGCGCAGGACACCAUGCUGAUCCCCAACUCGCUCUUGCUGACGACAUAGCUCCGCACGAAAAAGUCGGGCACGGGGAGGCGGAGCUUCUGAAAGGGGUUGAAGAACAAGAAGAUAACUUGGACCAGAGCCAUGGGGAGACAGGUGGCGAGGACGAAGGCAAUGGCCCAGAAGGCAUUGGGGGUCUUUUUCUCGAUGGAGACGUCGACGAGGAAGAGGAGGGUGACCAAGAAGGCGGGCUCGAAAAACCCCAGGGAGAGAGCCACAUGGAUUUUGCAGAAGUGGGGCUCCUCGAAGGGGGCGAGGGUGGAGAAGAAAGGGUAGAGGUAGGUGCGGCGGAGGGUGGGGAUACGGAGGAGCUCGUUGAGGGACCAGAAGAUGACGAAGAGGACGAGGAGGAAUCGGACGGUCCAGAGGGAGUUGAAGUGUUGGAGAUGGAGAGCGGUGCGGGACUUGAAGCAGAGGUGGAAGAUGAAGCAGAGGGAGAGGAGGGAGAGGAUGAUGAGGGCGGAGAUGAAGAGCAGGGUGGCAAGGUCUAA
Molecule: messenger RNA, 999 nt
Organism: Prunus persica (peach)
Lineage: Eukaryota; Viridiplantae; Streptophyta; Magnoliopsida; Rosales; Rosaceae
Product: high mobility group nucleosome-binding domain-containing protein 5-like
Exons: 2
Coding region: 1-999 (332 amino acids)
Source: RefSeq, a predicted model, not a curated record